Molecule: messenger RNA, 1392 nt
Organism: Alternaria atra
Lineage: Eukaryota; Fungi; Ascomycota; Dothideomycetes; Pleosporales; Pleosporaceae
Exons: 1
Coding region: 1-1392 (463 amino acids)
Biological process (GO): spliceosomal complex disassembly
Cellular component (GO): U2-type post-mRNA release spliceosomal complex
Source: RefSeq, a predicted model, not a curated record
AUGAAGCGAUCCGGUUCUGCACGCGUCGCACGCAAGAUUGGCAGUUAUGACGACGACGAAUCCACCACCGACAGCGCGAACAACUCGUCGAGCGAAGUACAGAAGCCUACAGGUCAGUCACAAAUUGUCGCAAUUGCCAGCUUUUCUGACGUUGGGGAAACUCACAGCGAAUCUCUCCAGGCCAACCUGAAAGCUGGCGACUCAGGUGGCUCCGUGCUAACUGGCCUUGUAGUCGUCAAGCGGCCGACGCUUGGUAAAGCGAAGAAGCGUUCAUCCCUACGAGUGUCUUUUGGACCGGGCGAAGACACAAACGAUGGCGACGAAUCGAGUGAUGCGGCGGUCGUGACCCCAAAGAAGGCGAACCUCAGUCGCAUAGCCCUUGAGAAGAGUGCGCAACUGCGGGCGCGUUCCCCCCUCGUACCAGAAGCCGCUCGACCAACCGAGUAUAGCAAGGACUACAUAGCAGAGCUGCGAAACUCGACGCCAUCAACACCUCGGGACCUAAAUACGUCCACCGACGAUCAAGAAGAGACGCAAGCCCUCGACAUUGCAUCGAAAUUCGGCCCCGUCGCAUCGCUCGAGACGUCAUCUGCAAUCCCCACAGAAGCUGAGAUUCGAGAGAAGAAGGCACGGAGAAGACGCCUGGCCCAUGAAGAGAAUGCCAUGGAUGACGACGACCGCGCAUGGGCAUCUGACGACCAGGGAGAUGAUGAGUUUAGGCAGCACAGGAAUGAAAUUUCUCUGCGACCGAAAGAAAAGUAUGCAGAGACGCGUCUGGUACAUGAUGAUGAGGACAUAGCCGAAGGUUUCGACGAUUUUGUUGAAGAUGGCAAGAUAUCGCUCGGUCGCAAGUCAGAAAGGGAAGCGCAACGAAGACGGCGCGCGGAAAUGGCAGAGCUCAUCAAUGAUGCCGAGGGUGCUUCAGGGGAUGACGGGACAGACGACUCAGACGAAGAGAGAAACACCGCUUUCGCUGCAGCCCAAGCACGCGCAGGGCGAUACGGACAAAAGAUCGAAGACGCAGACGACGGCACGAAGACACCACCACGCAUUACGCCCCUUCCAGAUCUAGACGAAGUCCUAGAAGGUCUCACAAUCGAUAUACAGACAAAGCAGCAGAGGAAGAACCUGAUUCUACAGAAGCUACAAGACCUCCAGGACGACAAGGUUAAGAUUGAGGAGCGGAAGAAGUAUCUCCAGGAGCAACUGCAGAAAACAGGUGACGAGUAUGAGAAGCUACGUCAAGAGUCUGGACUUCCAGCGCUGCCUGCAAAUGGCGUCGAGGGAGGCCGUUUGAUCAUGGAGAGAGGGUUAGAUAGUCUGGGCACUACGCCUAUGACUGGCAAUACACCAGUGGCUGGUAGAUCUAGCGACGACUCUGAUGAUGAGUAG